Messenger RNA from Nycticebus coucang (slow loris), 3003 nucleotides. RefSeq names its product F-box/LRR-repeat protein 2-like. The coding region runs from base 57 to 2081 and encodes 674 amino acids. The transcript is spliced from 8 exons. Gene Ontology annotation, molecular function: protein binding. The record is from RefSeq and is a predicted model, not a curated record. Gene Ontology annotation, biological process: SCF-dependent proteasomal ubiquitin-dependent protein catabolic process. NCBI's taxonomy places the organism in Eukaryota, Metazoa, Chordata, Mammalia, Primates, Lorisidae. Gene Ontology annotation, cellular component: SCF ubiquitin ligase complex.
GCGACGCAAACACCCAGCCCGGGAAACAAGAGAGAGCGACCGAAACCACAGUCAGUAUGCACCACAUCGGCAAUGCAUGCACUUCCGGUGCGGAGCAAAGUCGUCAGGUCUGGGACGGAAGUGGUAUCCACUUCCUCCCCAAGCCCCGCCUCCAGGGCGGAAAAGACUACACUUCCCAGAAAGCCUUGCGCGGGGGCGGAGGCGUCAGGGAUGCGAUGGCGGAGUCGCUGCCCCUGGAGAUGCUCACAUAUAUUCUGAGCUUCCUGCCCUUGUCAGAUCAGAAAGAAGCCUCCCUUGUGAGUCGGGCUUGGUACUGUGCAGCCCAGAAUGCCCUUCGUGAGACAAAUGUGCGGUACAACAUCCCUGUGUCUUCUGCCUCUCUUCCGGCCAUCAAGAACCUGGGCCUCCGGGGCAUCUCCUGUAUCAGCCUGACCGACCUGGAUGGCUCACCCACUUCACAUCAGGUGUUGCAGUCUGUGGCCCACCACAUGGGCCCGCACCUGCAGAGCUUGUGCCUGGGUGGGGGCAGUCCCACAGAGGCCUCUUUUGUGGCCCUGAUCCUGGGCUGCCCAGUCCUACGUAUCCUUGAUCUCAGUGGCUGCAAUAGCCUCUUCACAUCAGGCAAGCUGCUGUCUCAGCCCGAGAUGGCACAGAGCGUCCGAAGGGCACUGAGUGGCCUCCGUGAGCUGAACUUGGCUGGCCUGCGUGACCUAGCUGACCUCAGCUUUAACCAGCUCAGCAGCUGUACCCCCAGCCUGGAGCGCCUCUCCUUGGCCUAUUGCCACCUCACCUUCGAGCUGGGCCCAGCCCGGGGCUCCAUCGGCCCCCAAGACUCCUCCACAUCCCAAUUCUCCUUCCGCAAUCUACUACGAUUUGUGAAGGAGAGGGCUGGCAGGCUACAUGCCCUGGACUUGAGUGGCACUGGCCUGCCCCCUGAGGCCCUACAUGCCCUGGGCCAAGUGACUGGGCUACAGCUGCAGGAACUGAGCCUACACAGCUGCCGGGAGCUCUCUACAGAGGCUGUGGCCACCCUGUGCCGCCAGCAACCAGGCCUUACCUCCCUGGACCUCAGCGGCUGUUCAGAACUGACAGAUGGAGCACUCUUGGCUGUGAGCCGGGGCCUGCGGCACCUGCGGUGCCUGAGCCUGGGGAAGCUGCGGCGACUGACAGAUGCGGGAUGUGCAGCCCUCGGGGGCCUGCAGGAGUUGCAGAGCCUCAACAUGGCUGAGUGCUGCCUGGUGAGCGGGAAGGAACUGGCCCAGGCCCUGGGCUCAGUGCACAGAGCCCCACCCCACCUGGUGUCCCUCAGCCUGGCCUUCUGCUCUUCACUUAAGGAUGCUUCAGUGCUCUCCGUGAUCCCUGCAUUGGGCCCAAGCCUUAGAGUGCUAGACCUGUCAUCCUGUGUGACCCUCACCAACCGGACUGUGCAGGCCAUCUGUACUUACCUCACCCACCUUUCAGUUCUGCGCCUGGCUUGGUGCAAGGAGCUCCGUGACUGGGGCCUUCUGGGGUUGAGGGAACCACGUGAGGAACCUGCACAGAAGCCCCAGCCACACCCUGAGCUGGAGCAUCAGCUGCCAGACCUGAAACACCUCUCUCCUGAGCCACAGGGCCCCUCCCUGCUCAUGCUUCGGGCCCUGCGGGAGUUGGACCUCACAGCCUGCAGCAAGCUAACUGAUGCUAGUUUGGCCAAGGUGCUCCAGUUCCCCCAGCUAAGGCAAUUGUCACUGAGCCUGUUGCCAGCACUCACAGACAUGGGCUUGGUGGCUGUGGCCAGGGGCUGUCCUAGCCUGGAGCACUUGGCGCUGAGUCACUGCACCUGCCUCAGUGAUGAGGGCUGGGCCCAGGCAGCCAACUCCUGGCCAAGGCUGCAACACCUCAACCUGUCCAGCUGCAGUCGGCUCACAGAACAAACUCUGGACACAAUUGGGCAGGCAUGCAAGCAGCUCCGGGUGUUGGAUAUAGCCAUGUGUUCUGGCAUUAACAUGGCUGCCGUUAGGCGCUUCCAAGCCCAGCUGCCCCAGGUGACCUGCAUCCAGUCCCGCUUCGUGGGAGGAGCUGACCUGACCCUAACGCUCUGAGGCCAGGAGCAGCUUCCCAAGGCUCCAAGUGCCUGCAGGUGCUGUGCUUUAUGUGGGGAUUCAGAGGCCACAGCUCCCCUUUCCCAGCUCCCAGGCCAGCUAGGGAGGCAGAUGAGCCACUAGGCAAGGACCGUACGUUUGGAGUGUAUGGAGAAACAAGUACCUGGGACGAGGAGCCUGGGAGAACAACAAACUUGGCCUGGAGGGUCCAGGACGGAAUCAAGGCAGUGAAAAACGGGCAGAAGGGACUGUGAGGAUAUAGAGGUGCAGGCCAGAGCCAGCAGAGGAGGGUCUAGGCCUCGAUGGGGUGCAGGGAGGAUGCUAGCUGAGACCAAGCACCAAGAAGCCUGCAAGCCAAAAGUACUCAGUUGGAAGGGCUAAACUACAUGUCUGCAGCCCAUCAACUCAGAGCUCAGUCAUGAAAACCAUGACCAUUAACCCUCGGACAAUAGGGAGACGCUGAGGAAUAUAGGGUGUGUCUGUGUGGGCAGGUCAGACUCACAUGUGAGAAAGCGGAGUAGCUAGUAUUGAGAGGACUGGAGAGGCAAGACUAGAGGCCAAAGUCAGGAGAUUGUUGCCAAAAUGACAGUGGCGUGGCCAAAGUCAGUAGGUUGUUGCCAAAAUGACAAUGGUGUGGACAAGGGACUGGAGAUGUUGAGAAGGAAGAAUUGACAGGAUUGGAAGACCAACUGUGUCAGGGACUUGACCCCAUUUCCACUCAAAACUCAAUAGCAGACUCAAGUUGGGGGAGGAGUCUCUGAGCCAGGCACUGGCAUGCAGGGCCCUGGAUGCCAGGAACCAGAAGCUUUGCUGGGGGAGAAGAACUGAAACCCCCGGAACAUUCUCCAAAGGUGCCAUUUCAUCAGUUUUCAAGGUCAGCUUGAAAUCUUGCUUGUUAACACUGAUUUUUUUUUUUUUUUUG